Messenger RNA from Malaclemys terrapin pileata, 3203 nucleotides. RefSeq names its product ring finger protein 135 (gene RNF135). The transcript has 6 exons. The coding region runs from base 33 to 1565 and encodes 510 amino acids. The record is from RefSeq and is a predicted model, not a curated record. Gene Ontology annotation, molecular function: metal ion binding; protein binding. NCBI's taxonomy places the organism in Eukaryota, Metazoa, Chordata, Testudines, Emydidae.
UUUCGACCUGGGGUUGGACUCCUAUGUAACAGAUGAGUGGAAAGAGAAUAAAGGGCUCCUCCUCCUCUGAGCUCACUGGUGGACAAUUUUUCAUAAGCAUAAAAGAAACUGAAAGUUCACGUCUUUUCUCUCUCCUGGGGGCCAUGGCAGCUGCUGCUAAUCCUGUCAAAAAUCUCCAGGACGAAGCGACUUGUUCUCUUUGCCUGGAGUAUUUUAAAGACCCAAUAAUAAUCACAAAAUGUGCCCACAGCUUCUGCCGAGCCUGUAUCACCCAGCACUGCAAAGAUCCCGGAACCGAGGUCCGUUGUCCUCAUUGUAGGAAGAGCUUUCAGCAGGAAAACUUAAUCUCAAACAGGCAGCUGGCCAACAUGGUGGAAAUGGUCCAGUGCCUGAACAGAGCUGCCGACAAACAGGGAGAGGAGAGCAAGGCAGAGAAAUACCGGGAAGCGACAUUAGAAAUAAGUGAGGUCUCCAAGCAAAUUGAAAUGGUCCAAGAUGCCAUCAGCAGCAGCAAGCAGGCCAACACUGAAAUGAAUGAAUACGUGUCUCAGAUCAAAGGCUUGAUUACUGAAGACUUCUGUGCCAUGAAACAGUACCUUGAAAUACAAGAGAGAGCCACACUGAUGGUCAUUGAGCAAGAGCAACAAGUGGCUCACCAGAAAAUAGAAGAAAUGAUCAGCCAGCUCGCCGCGAAAGUGAACACGCUCACAGAAAUCAAAACCCAGCUGGAAAACGGGCUGCAAAAUAACGCGACGGAGCAGCUGAGUGAUACAUCAUCCAAAAGAGAAAUGUACAUAGGCUCUCCGAUAACAAUUAAUAAAAUUAUGCUUGAUGCUACGAAGAUUAGUGUUGUCACAAGUGCUGUAGAAGAGCUCAAGAAACAAUUGGAAAUGUUAAUAUUGAAGAAAUAUCCUGCCCAGCUGCCACAAGAACCUGUAGGUUUACUUCAGGAGAGGAGUGUCUGUUCCACAUCUGUGGUGUCUGCAUCUGACAAUCCAGAACCAGUUGUUUCUAGUCCGUUUUCUCAGUGGACAGUGAACGUGACCUUUGAUCUCCAAAGAAUCCAUCGUAACCUGGAGAUCACAUCUGAGAAUAAGAAAGUGAUUGUAUCCCGUUUUCCACCUCCAUAUGAACCAACUCCCAAGAGAUUCUGCAUCAGCCAAGUGAUGUGUUCCCAAAGUUUCUCUGAAGGACGCCAUUACUGGGAAGUAAGUACCAAGGACAGCGGCGGAUGGGCUGUUGGAGUUGCUGAUGGAAAUAUUGGUAGAAAUGAUCAACUGGGGAGAACUGAACUAUCCUGGUGUGUGGAAUGGACUGGUAAGAAUAAACAGUUGUCAGCAUGGCACAGGAACCAGGAAACCCGAUUAAGUGAAGACAGACCCCUGAAGGUUGGCGUUUUCCUUGAUCUUGCAAACAAGCACCUGUCAUUUUAUUCUCUCACUGAUAAAGAAACACUCUUGCAUAGAUUUGAAAUCAAUAUCCGACAUCCUGUUUACCCUGCUUUCUGGCUGUAUGGUUUGGAUGAAGAAGGAUCCUUAACUAUAAAUCAUAUCAACAGGGACUAGUCUGCAAUUCUUAUGGAAACUGAAGAUUUAAGCUGUGAAUUGCAGGGUUGCAAGAAUAGAGCUCUUAUAGAGUUUUAUGUUUUGGAUGUGAGGCUUUUAUAUCAUGAUGCAGGGCUACCAUCUCUAGCGUGGCGGGAAAUUAACAGCUGAUAUGUUUUCUUCCUCUGCUUUUCUCUAUUUUUCCCCUCCUUGUUACAAAUCCUGCCUGAUCCACCCUGUCUUUGUUAAAGCAGGGUCCGGGGGUAUUACAUUUAACUCAGUUACACUCCCUGUUUCCCGGCACCUUAACUUAGCUUAACUUUUUGCUCAAGCACAGGCCAGAAUUGUGUCUUCUCAGAAAGCAUUAGGCAGAGUCAAACCUCAGAGCUAUUGUAUGUAAAACCCUGAAUGUAGCUGUUAAUAACAGUUCCCAGUCAGCUUGAAAGAGAGAGCACCUACAUUUUCAUGGCACACAAACAUUUAAUACACUCAAAAACAUUGUUAAUAAUAUUUGGAAUACUUAGGAAUACUUUUUCUAAAGCUAUUAAGUAAUAAAUCUCCUGUGUUUCCCAUAGAGACCUCCCUGCUUUGUUGUUGUUACAUAUAUCUAAAUGCAAGGCUUUAACAUACAUUUACACUUCUGGGUACACACAUUCCUCUGUGAUCUUCUUUCAGAGAUGAUAUCUCAGAUGCGAUAGUGUGUCUAGUGACUGCCACACCCUACUUCUGCAUAUUUUGGAUCCCUUCUAGCUGAGUUGCCCUGUCCUGCAGGUGUGCAGAGAUGUAGUAUUCAAACAAAAGUCUGUCUUCUCCCCAUUGCUUUCUCUCCCCUUUCUUUGGGCCCUGCAAAAUUCAAAUGCUGCAGUACAGAGUACAUUGACAUGUGCCUAAGUGUUUGCAAGAUCAGGGCCCGGAGAGUAAAAUUUUGCUCUCUGAUUUUCAUGGAGGAUCUAGGCUCCAAUAGUUGUGUAUUUCCAACAGUGAAGAUUUCUGCACGAUUAGGGGAAUCAGAACAUUGGCAUUUACGGCCUUGAUCUCAUAAACAUUUACAAAUAUGCUUAACUUUAAGCACAAGUCUUCCCACUGACUGAAGUCAUUAGGACAACACUUGUGCUUAAAGGUAAGCACAUUCAUAAGUUUUUGCAGGAAUCUAGGAAUGUAGGACUGUUGUGUGGAUGUGAGAGAUGAUGCACGUGGGAUGACUGACAUGUAAGCAAGUUGGCCCUGGCACAUAACCACACUGAUAUUUCUUUCCCCAAGUCAACUUGGAAAAGAGAGAAAGAGCAGCAACAAAGCAGGGAGCAUACUGAACAGGAUUUGGGCACUUUUAAUUUCCCAAAAGCAGGCUGAUUGCGGCAGCUCCGAGACUGUAAUUUGUCAUUGUUUGUAAAAUAACCCUCCUGUAUAAUCUGAAAAUGGGCACUUUACGUUGGUUCCGGCUUUUCAUAGAUACCUUCUGCAUGUCUCAUUUGCUGUCUUUCAUAGAUUCAUAGAUUCUAGGACUGGAAGGGACCUCGAGAGGUCAUCGAGUCCAGUCCCCUGCCCUCAUGGCAGGACCAAAUACCGUCUAGACCAUUCCUGAUAGACAUUUAGCUAACCUACACCUACUUUGUGCCAUUGAUGUGGAUGAUAUUUUUAUUAAAAUAUAUGAAAAUCUGA